This is a messenger RNA of Colius striatus (speckled mousebird), 3738 nucleotides long. Its product is annotated as zinc finger protein 777. The transcript has 6 exons. NCBI's taxonomy places the organism in Eukaryota, Metazoa, Chordata, Aves, Coliiformes, Coliidae. Gene Ontology annotation, biological process: regulation of DNA-templated transcription. The coding region runs from base 23 to 2443 and encodes 806 amino acids. The record is from RefSeq and is a predicted model, not a curated record.
CGCGGGGCCGUCGGCGGCCGCCAUGUCCCGCCGGGGCCCGCUUAAGGACUCGGGGACACCCCGGCGCAGGGCCGAGCGCGCCAUGGGGCCGCAGGCGGAGGCCGGGCUGCUGCAGGAGCUGCGGAGCCGCACGGAGCGGGCCGAGCGCAGGCUGCUGGCCUGCGAGAACCUGGUCGGGGAGCUGGGCAGCAACCUGGCGGCGCUGGGCAGCCUCCUGCAGGCCUGCGGGCAGCUCCAGCAGCGCCUGGACAACGUGGAGAACCUCCUGAAGAACAGGAACUUCUGGAUCCUGCGGCUGCCGCCGGGCUCGCGGGGAGAGAUCCCCAAGGUGCCGCUGACGUUCGAUGACGUCUCAGUGUACUUCAAUGAGCAGGAGUGGGAGAGGCUGGAGCGCUGGCAGAAGGAGCUGUACUGGGCCGUGAUGAGGGGCAACUACGAGAUGCUGGUGUCCCUGGACUACGCCGUGUCCAAACCCGACAUCCUGUCCCGCAUUGAGAGGGAGGAAGAGCUCUGUGCCGAGGGCAGCCAGGAGCCUCCCCUAGCACCCAUCCCAGGGGGACAGAGCCUGCCACAGAUGGACACCACAGCUAGCCACAGCCCCCCACAUAUGGACACCACAGCCAGACAGAAUACCCAACAGAUGGACACCACAGAGAACCAGGAGCCCCCACAGAUGGACACCACAACCAGCCAGAACCCCCCACAGAUGGACACCACAGAGAACCAGAAGCCCUCCCAGAUGGACACCACAGGGAACGAGAAGCCUCCACAGAUGGACACCACAGAGAACCAGAAGCCUCCACAGAUGGACACCACAGAGAACCAGAAGCCCUCCCAGAUGGACACCACAGGGAACCAGAAGCCCUCCCAGAUGGACACCACAGAGAACCAGAAGCCUCCACAGAUGGACACCACAGAGAACCAGAAGCCCUCCCAGAUGGACACCACAGAGAACCAGAAGCCCUCCCAGAUGGACACCACAGAGAACCAGAAGCUCUCCCAGAUGGACACCACAGAGAACCAGAAGCCUCCACAGAUGGACACCACAGGGAACCAGAAGCCCUCCCAGAUGGACACCACAGAGAACCAGAAGCCUCCACAGAUGGACACCACAGAGAACCAGAAGCCCUCCCAGAUGGACACCACAGAGAACCAGAAGUCUCCACAGAUGGACACCACAGAGAACCAGAAGCCCUCCCAGAUGGACACCACAGAGAACCAGAAGCUCCCCCAGCCCAAUGCCCCAGCCAGCCAGAAGCUCCCCCAGCCAGGAGAAGAGCUGAAGCAGAAGGCAGAGGCUUUGGGAGAAGAUGCAGCCCCACUGGAAGCUGACCCAGAGCUGCCCAUCCUGGUGAUGAACGUCACAUCCCUGAGUGUGCAGCACAAGGGGCACGGGGAGGAGGAGCCCGAGGCAGAGCUGGGAGAGGAUCUGUCAGAAGCCAGCGCGGAGGAGGGCUCUUUGACGGAGAAGGAAGCGGCGUGUGAGGGGGCUGAAGCCCUGCAGGUGAAGCAAGAGGAGCCUGGGGCGUUGCAUGGCCCAGAGACGCAGGAGUGCCCCAAAAGCGAGCAGCCCAAAGCCAAGAGCAAGAAGAAGCCGAUACGGAGCGAGAGCAGCAGCCUGCUGAUGGGCAACUGCCGGCGCGGGUUCGUGCGGGAGUGGGGUCACCCCUGCACCGAGUGCGGGAAGCGCUUCCGCCUCAAGAUCAACCUCAUCAUCCACCAGCGCAGCCACGCCAAGGACGGGCCCUACGAGUGCGGCCUCUGCGAGAUCAGCUUCGCGGACAAGCGCCACCUGGACCUUCACCAGAGCAUCCACACCAAGGACAGGGCCUUCGGGGCCAAGGUCUGGGGCAACGUCCACCCGGAGCUGAGGAUCCGGCCCAGGAGGAAGUUCCAGGAGGCCUCGUGCGGGGUGAGCCCCGGCCCGGGCGGCCCCUGGCCCGGGCAGCCGGCGGGGGAGCCGGAGCGGGGCGGGCUGGCGGGCGCGUGCCCGUCGCAGCAGCAGCAGCACAGCCUCAAAGCUCGGCCCAAGCCCGUGCUCAAGUGCCACUUGUGCAAGAAGAUCCUGUCGCGCAGCUUCUCACUGCAGCGGCACCUGCAGACGCACUGGCGGGAGCGGCCCCACUGCUGCCCCUGCUGCCAGAAGCGCUUCACGCGCCGGACUCACCUCGUGCGCCACCAGAAGAUCCACGAGCGCCAGAACGCCGCGGCGCAGCCCCCGCUCCCCCCGGCACAGCCCCUGGCACAGCCCCCGCCGCAGCCCCCGCCGCAGCAGCCUCCCCCGGCGCCGGCGCCCAACGGCCCCGUGGCCAGCCCGGGCGCGGCGCUGCCGGCGUGUGCCAUGGUGCUGGGGGCAGCGGGCAAGAGCUCGGGCGGGCGCGUGGCACAGCCCGUGGUCAGGCUCGGGUGCCGCGCGGCGCUGAGCGGGCUGAUGGGGAAGUGAGGGCGGCGCCGGGCGCUGCUGCUGCUGCUGCUGCAGGGAACGGCCCUCGGCGGGGAGUGCGCACCGGCCGGGACCCUGGCGCGGGAGCCGCCGCGGCUGCUGCCCGGGACGCGCUUUCCCCCCGUGGUGGAAGGCUCAGAAGGUUGGUCCCAACCUCACCAAGCAAUCUGGGGAUGCCAGAUGCUUUGCCCUCGCUGUCUUGGCUGCUGCUGACCCUCCCCUGAGCUCCUGGUGUGCCCACCCGGGGCGGUUGCCAGCAGCAGCUGGAGCUGGGCUUCCCGGGUCAUAGGAUCACAGAAUGGGAGGGUUGUAAGGGACCUUUAGAGCUCAUCCAGUCCAACCCCCUGCUGAGGCAGGUUCCACCUAGAUCAGGUCACACAGGCCCUGCUGCUGGCGCUGCCCUGUGCAGGGAACAGUUACACGGGCAGAGCAGGAGACAGAGCUGAGCAGAGAACGUGGCAUUUCCUGACCCAGCCCCUGUGACACCCCCCCACCCCAGCGAGGGCAUCUCUGUGCCCUCCCUCGGGUGGGGCCCCUCAGGGCAUCACGUUUCCAGAGCAGCUGGAGCCAGGCGGGUUCCUGCUGAUGGGGGGUGUCGUGUCUGAGCUCCUGUCCCUGCAGGAACCUGCCCCAGCUGUGAUUUUGCACUGGGGGCUGUGAGCCACCUUGGCCGCUGGGUUUGAGCUUCCUGGGCAGGAGAAGGGUGAGAAGUUGAGGCACCAGCACAGAGCCAAGCUGCGAGGGCUCCGUCACGCCCCGCGCUGCGGCCGCGCUCAGCCGCUGCCCGUGGCUGCUGCGCAGGGUGGUGGCCUCGGGAGCGGCCUGCACAGAGCCACAGGCACUUUAGGGAUGUGCCAGGGGUGAGCUGCCCCCUGAGGCAGCCCCCGCGGGUGCCGUCGUGGGGCUGGGGCUCGGGAGCAGCCCCCUCCCCAGGGCAGGCCCCACUCCCCCAACCGCAGCUCGUGUCCCGCCGAGUCCCCGGGACGUGAGCUGUGCUAUAGCUACCUCAAAGGGCCCAGGCAGGGGGGGACUGGAGCCCCCUGAGUUUGGGGGUGCCCCAGCCCGCGUGCCACCCACACUCCUGGGCACACAGGGGCACCGGCCCAGGGCCUGAACCGGACUCUGAGUUAUCUGCAGGGUGGUUUUUCUUCGGUUGUUUGAUGUAAUGAUUUGCUGUCUCUCGUUCUCUGUCCCUCUCCAGGCAUUUUGCUCAUCCCCUUGUUGUGUUGCUGGCUGCUCAGGGCAGGUGAGGGGCGUUUCUCCCCGGGUUCCUGCCCCCUGGGACAACAGUGUGU